Molecule: messenger RNA, 323 nt
Organism: Racocetra persica
Lineage: Eukaryota; Fungi; Glomeromycota; Glomeromycetes; Diversisporales; Gigasporaceae
Source: the annotation of a GenBank genome assembly
AUGGUGACGAAGACGAGACAAUGGGUUCCGAAAACCUAAAUGAAGACGAUGAAAUAUGUGAACAUGACCCUCAGAUGCAAACAUUGAGAGAGCUCGCGCAGAAAUCAAGGGGAAAAGCAAAGAUGGCACCACCAAAAACUACUGCACAAAAUAUAGAGAAUCUAAAUGGUCAACAGCAAGCAAAUGGGGAAAUGUCAGAGAAUGGAAAGAAAUCAAGAAAACGGAACUACCAAGAUAGUGGUAAAAAUGAGAGUCCAGAAACCUUAGAAUGCAAAAUAUUGGCAGAAUUCAAAGUUGGAAAAUGCGGUCCUAGGCUUCAAUGA